Molecule: messenger RNA, 1626 nt
Organism: Thermochaetoides thermophila DSM 1495
Lineage: Eukaryota; Fungi; Ascomycota; Sordariomycetes; Sordariales; Chaetomiaceae
Exons: 1
Coding region: 1-1626 (541 amino acids)
Biological process (GO): carbohydrate metabolic process
Molecular function (GO): hydrolase activity, hydrolyzing O-glycosyl compounds
Source: RefSeq, a predicted model, not a curated record
AUGCCCCCAGUGCGCAACCCCAUCCUCCCAGGCUUCAACCCCGACCCCUCGGUCCUACGCGUCGGGGAAGACUAUUAUAUUGCCACGUCAACUUUCGAAUGGUACCCAGGCGUGCAAAUUCACCAUUCCCGGGACCUUGCCAAUUGGGAAGUGAUCGUUCGGCCCUUGUCCCGCAAGUCCCAGCUCGACAUGCGCGGUAACCCAGACAGCUGUGGCAUCUGGGCACCAUGUUUGAGCCAUGACGGAGAGAAGUUUUGGUUGGUAUAUACAGAUGUCAAGAGGAAGGAUGGAUCGUUUAAGGAUACCCCGAAUUACGUCGUUACGGCGAGGGAUAUCACGGGGCCAUGGUCGGAUCCAAUCUUCUUAAACAGCUCGGGAUUUGACCCCUCGCUAUUUCACGACCUGGAUACAGGGAAGAAGUGGCUUGUCAACAUGCUAUGGGAUCAUCGACAAAGGCCGCACUACUUUGCGGGUAUUGCGCUGCAGGAGUUUGAUCCCAUUCAGGGGAAAGUUGUUGGGCCAAGGAAAACCAUCUUUUAUGGCACCGAUCUGGCCCUCGUGGAGGGACCCCAUUUGUAUAAACGCAACGGGUGGUACUAUCUUUUGACGGCAGAAGGUGGAACGGGCUAUGACCACGCCUGCACUCUCGCUAGGUCGAGGGAUAUCUGGGGCCCGUAUGAAGUCCAUCCUCAAAAGCACAUCCUUACGUCAAAAGACCAUCCCCGUUCUGCGCUGCAGAGGGCAGGGCAUGGAGAUAUCGUCGAUACCCCAGAUGGAAGAACCUACCUCGUCCAUCUCACCGGCCGGCCGGUAACCCAGAGAAGGAGAUGUGUCCUCGGCAGGGAAACAGCUAUCCAAGAGUGUUACUGGGCCGAGGAUGGAUGGUUGUAUGUCAAAGAUGGGCCAGUACCAAGUCUGUGGGUUGACUUGCCUGCCGCAAGGGAUGAGGCGAAGUACUGGGCUGAGAAGAUAUACACUUUCGAAACCGGCUUGCCCAAAGACUUCCAAUGGCUGCGUACGCCAGAACCAGAACGUAUCUUCGAGACCAACCCUGAGGGUAAGUUAGUCCUCACCGGACGUGAAAGCAUCGGGUCGUGGUUCGAACAAGCCCUCGUUGCCCGUCGCAUCGAGCACUUUUCUCUUGACGCAGAGACAGUCAUCGACUUCAGCCCAACAGACGAGCGUCAGUUCGCCGGGUUGACGGUUUACUACUGCCGGUAUAACUUCUUCUACCUCACCAUCACUGCGCACUCAAACGGCCAGCGCGAGCUGCAGAUUAUGUCAUCAGAAGGCUCCUGGCCAGACAGCAACUUGCGGUUUCCCUUCCCAGGCGAGCCAAUCCCCAUACCACAGGAGGGGAAGGUCCGGCUAGCAGUGACCAUUCGAGGAGGGAAACAGCUGCAAUUUUAUUAUGCACUUGAGGUAGAGGAGGAGUUGAAGAAGAUCGGGCCAGUGUUGGAUGCGAGCAUUGUGUCGGAUGAGUGUGGAGGACAUAAGGAGCAUGGGAGCUUUACCGGGGCGAUGAUAGGCGUUGCGGCGUCAGAUUUGAAUGGAACUGCGGCGAGGGCAAUAUUUGACUAUUUCUUGUAUCGCCCAGUGAGCCAUGAGAGCGAUCGGUAUGAAUAA